UGCUCCACCACGUUCAUAGUGUCGCACACUCGUAUUAUUAUAUUUAUUAAAGAGUAUUACUUACUAGUUACUUAUUAAAAAUUGCAAUGAAUUUUAGUAUAGUUUCUAGUGAAAGAAAAAAAGACUUAAUUCUAUAUAAUAAUCAUAAAUAUUAUAAAAAAGACUAUGUCAAACAUUUAGAUGCUUUUAAAUGGCAGUGUAUAAAUAAAAAGUGUACUACAAGAAUGUAUGUCAAUCAAGCCACAAAUCAAAUAUUAAAAGAUGAAAGUAUUCAUAAUGUCAACCAUAGCGAAGAAACAAGUAAGAGUAUUAUAAAAAAAUAAUUUUCAAAUGGACUUAAACGAAAAUCGGAAGACGAAUUAGAAAGGACUUCAAAAAUCAUUAAUAGAGGCAUUUUAAAUAAUCCAGAAAUGACGAACACUUUUACAAGUACAGAUAUUAAUAACAUUUAUUAAUGUUUAUACCGUUCUCGUAGAUCAUCAUACCCUAAACUCCCAACAAAUCUUACGGAAGUAAUAAAUGUAAUGAGCGAGCGCCAAGUUCGGAUAACAAAAUUAUUUGUUUUUCAACAAACUCAAAUCUAAAAUUAUUAUGUUGAGUAGAUAAAAUAUUUAUGGAUGGUACUUUUACGUACUGUGCAAAAUAUUUUCUCCAGCUUUUUACCAUCCACAUUUUUAAGAACGGACAUUAUGUUCUGCUUGUGUACUUUUUACUACCCGACAAAUGUAAAGACACAUAUUAUGCGCGAUCGUUAGGUUAUAUUAUUGGAAAAUGUUCAGAAAUAAAUUUUUUGUUCAGUCCAUCGAAAAUAGUUUCCGAUUUUGAAAAAGCUAUCCAUAUUGGUGCAAAAGUAAUUUGGCCAGAAAUACAGAUUGUUGGAUGCCGAUUUCAUUUGACGCAAAAUUGGUGGAAACACAUUCAAAGUCUUGGUUUAUCAAAAGAAUAUAAAGACGAAUCAAAUGAAAUAGAUAAUUGGCUAAAAUUGGUAUUCGGAUUACCAUUAUUAAAUUCGGAAGAAGUAAGCGAUUGUUUUACAACAGAUUUGAUGUCAAUUGCGAAUUGCUCCAGAUGAUGAAAGGGUAGUUCUGCGAUUAUUUAGUUGAUUAUAUUAUAUUGACGAAGGAGCAAAAUUCAAUCCACGCAUUUGGGCAUCAACGGAAAUAACAUCGGAACGUACUACCAAU
This is a messenger RNA of Myzus persicae (green peach aphid), 1184 nucleotides long. RefSeq lists its product as uncharacterized. The transcript has 2 exons. The record is from RefSeq and is a predicted model, not a curated record. The coding region runs from base 614 to 1072 and encodes 152 amino acids. Lineage: Eukaryota; Metazoa; Arthropoda; Insecta; Hemiptera; Aphididae.